CUUUGAUCAUUGCGUAUUUUACACUGAAGAUAGUCUGUGAACUUGGUAUUAAGAAACUAAAGGUUUUCUUUUGUGAAAGCAGAACCUAGGUAUAUCUACAAUGAAUCCCUAUCAGCAAUCCAAGCCAACCGUCGUGCCGGUGAAUCCCUUCGACCCUCGAGCUGAUGCGGCGGUGCUCCGCAAGGCCAUGAAGGGCUUCGGAACUGAUGAGAAGGCCAUCAUUCAAGUCCUGACGAGGCGGAGCAAUGAGCAGAGACUGCGUAUCGCGUUUGAAUUCAAAACUUUGUAUGGAAAGGAUCUGAUCUCCGAUCUGAAGAGCGAAACGAGCGGGAAGUUCGAAGACUUGAUCGUGGCUCUCAUGACUCCAUUACCGCAGUUCUACGCCAAGGAGCUGCAUGACGCCACCGCGGGAAUAGGAACAGAUGAAGACGUCCUCAUUGAAGUCAUGUGUACCAUGUCCAACCACGAGAUUCAGGUCAUCAAGCAGGCUUGAUGACUAAUAUGAUAUGAUAAGGCCAUGUAUGGAACUCUUUUGGAGGACGACCUCCGCGGUGAUACUUCGGGCAACUUCAAGAGGCUUAUGACGUCAUUGUCGAUGGGUAACAGAUCUGAAGAAUUCCACGUGGACCAAGAAAAGGCCAGGCAAGACGCUAGGAGCUUGCUGCAAGCUGGUGAACUCCGCCUAGGAACAGACGAGUCGGUGUUCAACGCGGUGCUGUGUUCCCGUUCGUUCCCGCAGCUGGCGGCCAUUUUCCAGGAGUACCAGUUCCUCACGGGGCACGACAUCGAUGACGCGAUCAAAGCGGAGUUCUCUGGUGAUCUGGAGAAGGCCCUUAGGGCUAUUGUGAAAGUGGUGCGCAACAAGCCUUUGUUCUUCGCCGAGCGUCUCCACAAGUCCAUGAAGGGCUUGGGCACCAACGACCGGCAGCUCAUCCGCAUUAUGGUGACCCGCUGCGAGAUUGACCUCGGGGACAUCUCGGACAUGUUCCAGAGCAAGUACGGGGAGUCUCUCGCCAGCUGGAUAGAGGGCGAUUGCUCCGGACACUACAAAAAAUGUUUGCUCGGACUUUUGGGUCUGUACUAAUGCCAAGUAUCUAAUAAUAAUGUCUAUGGUCGGUGUCCCCAUUGAUUCAAGCACAUAACUUAUAUGUUAAGCUUUUUAUAUUUGCUCGAAUAUCUAUGUAUCUUUACAAAAAUAUGGUACGGAAAAUCUGAAUGGUUGAAGUUCUGAAACUUCUUUAUUAUACAAAUGUAGUAAAUAAGACUCCUUUUUAAAGAAUCUCUGCCGUUAUCUGAAAUUUCAAAUUAAAGUCCGCACAUGAUCUCGUAUUUGCAAAUAUUUGAUUUUCCUCACUUGAAUAUUUUAUUGUUUAGCUUAUUCCGUCAAUACUAAAUUAAUACUUUUUGUUAAUAGGUUGUUAUAAAAAUAUAAAGUACAU
Molecule: messenger RNA, 1439 nt
Organism: Amyelois transitella
Lineage: Eukaryota; Metazoa; Arthropoda; Insecta; Lepidoptera; Pyralidae
Product: annexin B9-like
Exons: 1
Cellular component (GO): cytoplasm
Molecular function (GO): calcium ion binding; calcium-dependent phospholipid binding
Source: RefSeq, a predicted model, not a curated record